Molecule: messenger RNA, 1710 nt
Organism: Plenodomus lingam JN3
Lineage: Eukaryota; Fungi; Ascomycota; Dothideomycetes; Pleosporales; Leptosphaeriaceae
Source: RefSeq, a predicted model, not a curated record
AUGCAUGUCCACGACGUCCUGAUUGUGGGAGCCGGUCCAGCUGGACUAGCUGUCGCUGCGAGACUUCGUGAGCACACACCCUCGGCAACUUUCACAGAUGACGAGCAUGAGCGGUACCACUGGAUACGGAAACAUGGGCGAAAGAUGAAUAUCAAGAACUACCGCACGAACAAAGACUCUUUACCUUCACCACCCUCUACACCUGAAGAUUCUGAUGGUGGACCAGACAGCUCGACCUCAAACGAGGCAUUAGAUAUGCUCGUUCUGGACGCUGACGGGUGUGACUGGAUGUCGAAAUGGAAACGUCUUUUCAAAACUUUCAACCUUGACUUCUUACAGAGUCCAAUGUUUUUCCAUGUGGACCCUGCCGAUCGCGAUGCCCUUCUAGGGUACGCUUACGAAAAGAAGAAUGGAGAGAAGGACCUCUUAGCACUUCCCGGCUGCGCAGGCAAAGAGAUCAGCAAGCACAGAAAAAAGAAGAAGCUGAAUGGGAAGGGAAGAUUCCUAGGACGCACGCCGGAUGUUGACGAAAGAGAUCGUAAAGAUUACUAUACCCCAAGUACCAAUCUAUUCGAGUGUCAUUGCGCAGAAGUUGUACAACGCUACGGCCUGAGCAACGACAUGCUGAGGUGUGAACGCGUGACGGAUAUUCAAUAUGAUGUCAUCAGCACCAUGCACGACGUUGAGCACGAUAGCGUAAUAUCAGACGAUGUCCUCGAGGACGAAAAGAAGAUCUUCCGCAUCAAGACCGACCUUGGGGUGCACUAUGCCCACGUUGUGAUACUCGCUGUCGGUCCUGGAAACGCCCCUACCAUACCUAUCAUUCCUGGGUUGCCAAACGAAACCACACACGAAGGCUUUGCGCACGCUCUGCACGUUAGGCAUUUCCCGCCUUCAUACGUUAUGACCAAGGUCAAAGCUCGCCGACCCACGAACCUAGUCAUCGUUGGAGGCGGCCUGACAAGCAUUCAGCUUGCAGACGUCGCCAUCAGAAGUGGAGUCAGCCGAGUGUGGCUCCUGAUGCGAGGACCGCUAAAGGUUAAGUAUUUCGAUAUGGACUUGGACUGGGUGGGGAAGUUCCGUAACUUCAGGCAAGCCGAAUUCUGGACAGCAGAUACCGACGAAGAACGCUUCGAGAUGUAUUCGCGAGCUCGCAACGGAGGUAGCAUUACACCGCGCUAUCGCAAAAUCCUCGACGCACAUGUUGCAAGUGGAAAGAUUGCUAUGCAUACGUACACUACUCUUCAGUCGCUGUCAUGGGACCCUGUGCUGAAGUCUUGGUCUUGCACCACCUCAUCGCCUGAGGCUACACUUCCGGCCAUUGACUACAUCGUCUUCGCUACCGGUGUUCAGUCCGAUAUCCGCACUAUACCGUACCUACAAUCGAUCAUCAAAGAAUACCCGAUUGAAUGCGUCGGCGGAUUCCCAUGCCUAACUGACGAUUUGAUGUGGAGCGAAGAUGUUCCGCUCUUUGUCACCGGCCGUUUUGCCGGCUUGAGGCUGGGACCAGGGGCGCCGAAUCUAGUAGGUGCGAGGAUUGGUGCGGAACGAAUAGCUUGGAACGUUGACGAUGUGCUGAAGAAGUUGGGGCGGACUCGAGGCAUAAUAGACGAGGAUGAUAGCGAUGAUGAUGGGAAGUUAGAGGCAUAUGCUGCUGCGAGGGAUAAUCGGUUCGGCAGCUUGAUAGACAUGGAAGAUGCUUCGUCCUAG